AACAGCGGCGUCAACAUUUUACGUAUUGUUCCGGGCAAACAACCUAGUCCAAAGCAGUCAAACAUGGGACACACCAGUUUGGAUAAGAUCAAAGCACUACAGAAGAAUCCUGCCAACGUCAGGAACCUGUGCAUUCUGGCACACGUGGACCAUGGCAAAACAACUCUGGCAGAUAGCUUGGUGGCGAGCAAUGGCAUUAUAUCAAGUCGCUUAACCGGAAAGCUGAGGUACCUGGACAGCCGGGAGGAUGAGCAGAUCCGAGGGAUCACCAUGAAGUCCAGCGCUAUCUCACUGCACUAUGCUGCUGGGGAGAAGGACUACCUGAUAAACUUGAUUGACUCUCCGGGCCAUGUGGACUUUUCGUCUGAGGUGUCCACCGCCGUCAGACUAUGUGACGGGGCCAUUGUCAUCGUAGAUGCUGUGGAGGGAGUUUGUCCACAGACCCAAGCAGUGCUGCGUCAGGCGUGGCUGGAGAACAUCAGGCCUGUGCUGGUUAUCAACAAGAUUGACCGGCUCAUCAUGGAGCUGAAGCUCACCUCUCAGGAAGCCUACACACACCUGCAGAAGAUUCUAGAACAGGUGAAUGCAGUGACAGGCUCUUUGUUUACCUCCAAAGUGCUGGAGGACCGCGCGGUGAAAGAGGAGCGGGCGGAGGAAGAUAAGGAGGAGGGGGACAUCGAGCCUGCUGAGUGUCCCGGGUCAGAACAGGUGUACGACUGGAGCGCCGGGCUAGAGGAUUCAGAUGACUCCCAGCUCUACUUCUCUCCAGACCAGGGGAAUGUGGUCUUCGCCAGUGCCAUAGACGGAUGGGGCUUCAGUAUCCAGCAGUUUGCCCAGAUCCACAGCCAGAGGAUGGGCAUCAGGGCUGAGGUACUCCUGAAGACCCUCUGGGGAGACUUCUACCUCAACGCUAAAGCCAAGAAGAUCAUGAAGGGAGCUCACGCCAAAGGAAAGAAGCCUCUGUUUGUUCAGCUCGUCCUGGACAACAUAUGGAGUUUAUAUGACGCUGUUGUUACCAGACGAGACAAGGAGAAGAUAGAGAAGAUGAUGAUGUCACUAGGUGUUAAGGUGAUGACCAGAGACUUGCGUCACUCCGACCCCAAAGUCCUCCUCUCUGCCAUCUGCAGCCAGUGGCUCCCCGUCUCACAGGCUGUACUGUUCAUGGUGUGUGAUAAGCUGCCCAGUCCGUUGGACAUGACCUCUGAGAGAAUAGAGAGACUGAUGAGUGUGGGAGCACGCAGGUUCCACUCACUACCCCUGCAGACCCAGGAGCUGAAGUCCGCCUUCAUGCAGUGUUCCAGUGAUGACACAGCCCCUGUCAUUGUGUUUGUGUCCAAGAUGUUUAUGGUGGACGCCAAGGCCCUGCCUCAGAACAAACAGAGGCCGUUGACCCAGGAGGAGAUGGCCCAGCGCAGGGAGCUGGCCAGACAGAGACACACUGAGAAACUGGCAGCCAUUCAGCAGACAGAAAGUGGGGAGGGAAAUGCCCAAUCAGGAAGUACAACACUGGCAACCACUCCUGGUGGAGACAACACCAUAGGUAGUGAGGGUGUCUCAGGCCAGAUGCAGGCCCUGUCUCUGAAGGCUAAACCGGAGGAGGGGAAGGAGACGUUCGUAGCCUUCGCCAGAGUCUACAGUGGGGUGGUCCGCAGAGGACAGAAGGUGUUUGUGAUGGGGCCCAAAUACGACCCUGCACAAGGCCUGCGCAUUCUCCCAGAGGGCAGUACUAGUGUGAGUGCCUGUCUCCCUCCCGUCCCUCACCUGGCCUGCUGCACCAUGGACAGCCUCUACCUGCUGAUGGGCAGAGAGCUGGAGGAACUAGAAGAGGUGCCAUCAGGGAACGUACUGGGUAUUGGCGGUCUCGAGGAGUGUGUGUUGAAGUCUGCGACCCUCUCCACCUCCCCUGCCCUCCCCCCUUUCAUCCCCCUCAACUUCGAAGCUACGCCCAUCGUACGAGUGGCCAUCGAACCCAAACACCCAAGUGAGAUGCCUAAGCUGGUACGGGGUAUGAGGCUGUUGAACCAGGCUGACCCGUGUGCUGAGGUUCUGAUCCAGGAGACAGGGGAACACGUACUGGUCACGGCCGGAGAGGUCCACCUGCAACGCUGUCUGGACGACCUCCGAGAGAGGUUUGCCAAGAUUGAGAUCAGUGCCUCCAAGCCUAUCAUCCCAUUCAGAGAGACCGUGAUCAGACCACCCAAAGUGGACAUGGUCAAUGAAGACCUGGGGAAACAACAGAAGGUGGCUGUGCUCCACCAGGUGAAAGAGUCAGACACCCUGCACCUGGACCCCAGCGGCCUGGUGACCCUCACCACCCCCAACAGACAGGCCACCGUGGGGGUACGGGCCAUACCACUACCCGAAGAGGUGACUCUUCUACUGGAGGGUAGUGCUGACUUGAUCCGGACCCUGGAGCAGGCAUGUCAGGCCCAGAGGGAGGGGAGGACCCUGGACAUGAGUACCUGGACCCUGGAUGCCCUGAUGGGGCUGAAGAGCAGGCUGGAGGUCCUGCUGCAGGGGAGGAAGUGGAGGAACGCUGUGGACCGGAUAUGGGCCUUUGGACCACGCAGGUAUGGACCAAACAUCCUCCUUAACAGCGUAGAGGGGUACCAGAAACCAUCCGUGUGGCACUGCCUCGAACGAAAGAAAGGAGAGAAAGAGGGAGGGGAAAAAGCUGAUGCCAGCGCCAUCCGAGACUUUGACAACAGCAUUGUCAGCGGUUUCCAGCUCGCCACCCUCUCUGGUCCCAUGUGCGAGGAGCCCCUCAUGGGCGUCUGCUUCUCUAUGGAGAGAUGGGACAUGAACUUCCCCACCCAGCGCACCCACCUGGACUCUGUGACUGAAGAAGACUCCAACUCCCGUGAUGCAUCUGUUUCCUCAGGCAAGGCAGGGGGAGUGGGUGAGACACCUUCCCAGGCAGAGGGUGCCGUGGCUGGGGAGAGCCAGGGGAGACGCAGGGCGGAGGUUGGGGCCGGGCUAGUGGACUGCUACGGGCCGUUCUCUGGCCAGCUCAUAGCUGCUGUGAAGGAGGCUUGUCGGCACGCGUUCCAGGCCAAACCUCAGAGACUCAUGGCUGCUAUGUACACCUGUGAAAUCAUGGCUACAGCAGAGGUGUUAGGUCGUGUGUACGGGGUCCUGGGGAAGAGGGAGGGCCGAGUGUUACAGGAGGAGAUGAAGGAGGGGACGGAGAUGUUCAUCAUCAAGGCCGUCCUUCCUGUGGCCGAGAGCUUCGGAUUCGCUGACGAGAUACGCAAGAGAACCAGUGGAUUGGCUAGUCCACAACUGGUCUUCAGCCACUGGGAGGUGAUCUCCAGUGAUCCGUCCUGGGUUCCUACCACAGAAGAGGAGUACCUCCACUUUGGAGAGAAGGCUGAUUCCGCCAAUCAGGCUCUGAAAUACAUGAACGCUGUUCGCCGGCGUAAAGGACUGUACGUGGAGGAGAAGAUAGUGGAGCACGGCGAGAAACAGAGAACACUGAGCAAGAACAAAUAGGCCCGUGUGUGUGUUUCCUGAUUGACUCCUACCAACACACACCCGAGACAGACAUCAUCAAGAGCAUCCAGGGUAUACUGUCCCCCAUCGCUCCACCAUCAUCACCCCCUCUAACUGUCACUGUCCCCCAUCGCUCCACCAUCAUCACCCCCUCUAACUGUCACUGUCCCCCAUCGCUCCACCAUCAUCACCCCCUCUAACUGUCAGUGUCCCCCAUCGCUCCACCAUCAUCACCCCCUCUAACUGUCACUGUCCCCCAUCGCUCCACCAUCAUCACCCCCUCUAACUGUCACUGUCCCCCAUCGCUCCACCAUCAUCACCCCCUCUAACUGUCACUGUCCCCCAUCGCUCCACCAUCAUCACCCCCUCUAACUGUCACUGUCCCCCAUCGCUCCACCAUCAUCACCCCCUCUAACUGUCACUGUCCCCCAUCGCUCCACCAUCAUCACCCCCCUCUAACUGUCACUGUCCCCCAUCGCUCCACCAUCAUCACCCCCUCUAACUGUCACUGUCCCCCAUCGCUCCACCAUCAUCACCCCCUCUAACUGUCACUGUCCCCCAUCGCUCCACCAUCAUCACCCCCUCUAACUGUCACUGUCCCCCAUCGCUCCACCAUCAUCACCCCCCUCUAACUGUCACUGUCCCCCAUCGCUCCACCAUCAUCACCCCCCUCUAACUGUCACUGUCCCCCAUCGGCUCCACCAUCAUCACCCCCUCUAACUGUCACUGUCCCCCAUCGCUCCACCAUCAUCACCCCCUCUAACUGUCACUGUCCCCCAUCGCUCCACCAUCAUCACCCCCCUCUAACUGUCACUGUCCCCCAUCGCUCCACCAUCAUCACCCCCUCUAACUGUCACUGUCCCCCAUCGCUCCACCAUCAUCACCCCCUCUAACUGUCACUGUCCCCCAUCGCUCCACCAUCAUCACCCCCUCUAACUGUCACUGUCCCCCAUCGCUCCAUCAUCAUCACCCCCUCUAACUGUCACUCAAAAUGAGCCACUGAUGCUUUUAUAUUACGGAGCAGUUUUGCUGAAAUCCUCUUUAGAAAAUGUUUUUUUUUAGUCCAGAACUAGACUUAAUCUGUGUCUAGGAAACCGGCCCAAUGGGUUUUAAUAGCUGGACAUGCAGCUGUGUCUUUACCCAGGAGAAUCCCUUUCAGCUAUGCAUAAUUGACGAGUGUUCCUGUUCAGAUCCAGUUUUGCUGUUAAGUGAAGUGGCUUGAAUUAAUUUCUGCUCUCAACCUAAUUGAAUUGCAGUACCCAGCCCCCUGUAGAGCGGCAUUUCAUUUGGAAAAACAGAAAUAUGAUGCAAAGUGGGAUUGUACGUUUUUUAAUUAUUUGGGGACAGCGCUAGCGAGCUCUAGCCUUGUUGAUAUGCUAUGUUGAGAGCUCUGGGUAAGGUAUCUGUGUACAAGACAUAAAGCAAAAUGUGCAGUAUUUACCAGAAAGCAAUAAAGGAAGAAAAUUGUG
Messenger RNA from Salmo salar (Atlantic salmon), 4961 nucleotides. The record is from RefSeq and is a predicted model, not a curated record. NCBI's taxonomy places the organism in Eukaryota, Metazoa, Chordata, Actinopteri, Salmoniformes, Salmonidae.